Messenger RNA from Opisthorchis viverrini, 1143 nucleotides. RefSeq lists its product as hypothetical. Gene Ontology annotation, biological process: G protein-coupled receptor signaling pathway. Gene Ontology annotation, cellular component: membrane; neuron projection. The transcript is spliced from 2 exons. Lineage: Eukaryota; Metazoa; Platyhelminthes; Trematoda; Opisthorchiida; Opisthorchiidae. The record is from RefSeq and is a predicted model, not a curated record. Gene Ontology annotation, molecular function: G protein-coupled receptor activity; peptide binding. Bases 1 to 1143 code for a protein of 380 amino acids.
AUGGGCUGCUUGGAGAGCGAAUACAGAAGAGAGGAGAUUAUGGUUUACCAGUUUCGUGGAUACGUGACUCCAGUGCUGGUUCUCCUUGGAAUUGUUGGAAAUGUUCUGGUGCUUGCCACUUUCAUCGUCCUCCAGAACAAACAAAAAUCCCGAUUUAAUGUUCACAUUAUGUGGAUUGCCACUUUUGAGACAUUGGAUCUCAUCUUCGACGCACUACUGGAUGAUUUCCUUGGAAGGGGAAUACACUGGAUUAGUGAUUGUGUCAUUCAUAUAAAACUGGACACACUUUCAUCAUGGAGUUGUAAGCUCAUGAGCUACAGCACAUUAUUGACGAGCUUUUCUUCAAACACGCUGCUUGUGCUGUUCACUUUCGAUCGGUUUCUUACAACCUACAAUCCGAUUCGUUUUCGGGGGGACUUCUUCGUCGGGCGGCUCAGUUAUUUCUUAUCCGUCGUGAUCAUAUGUUUAUGUGUUUUAUUAUCCCCGCAGUUGGUACACGCUGACGUAGUUACGGAUGGAAAGACUCUUGAUCAAAGCUGCAUGUAUCCGAAUCCUCUGCACUGGGGCGUUCAGUUUAUAUUGUGGUUAAUGAACUGUGGAGCCUAUAUCAUACCGACAUGUCUCAUAAUUAUACUUAAUGCACUGAUUAUUGGGAAAUUUAAGAGCAAUCAGAGAAAUCGUCAUCGAAUGGGUGUGACAGUUAAUCAAACACAAAAUGAACUGCCCCGAAUCGUCGGGCAUUUGAUUUUGACUUCCGUGUUUUUACUGUUAACUCUCCCUCUGGUGAUUGUAAUCAUAUUGAGGCAGCGUGCCGACAGAGGUAACUAUGUAACAAAGUAUCCUGUCUUCGAAAAACAACUGAAAGAUUUAUCAAAACUGUUCAGUUCUUUUGAAUCAAUUAAUCGUGCAUCACUCUUUCCAAUUUGUUUGAUGUUCCUACCCAAUUUUCAACAGCGUGCCGACAGAGGUAACUAUGUAACAAAGUAUCCUGUCUUCGAAAAACAACUGAAAGAUUUAUCAAAACUGUUCAGUUCUUUUGAAUCAAUUAAUCGUGCAUCACUCUUUCCAAUUUGUUUGAUGUUCCUACCCAAUUUUCAACAGGUCUGGACUCGUUUAUUGUACCACCCACGAGAUUCCAUAUGA